GCGUAUUUUCCUUUUGAUUUUUUUGAGAUUUUUUUCUAAACCUCUAAUUCAAACAAUUUAUUCCAACUUUCCAGGAUAUACCAAAAAAACAAAAAGUCACAAUGCCCAAGUCGAAGCGUUCCAAGGUCGUCCACCUUACGCAGGUCAACAAGAAGACCCGCGAGCACAAGGAGAGACUGUUCGAAAACAUUCGCGAAUGCGUGCCUCAGUACCAACACUGCUUCGUUUUUGCAGUUGAUAACAUGCGCAACACUUACCUAAAAGACGUGAGGCAGGAAUUGUCAGAUAGCCGUCUCUUCUUCGGCAAGACAAAACUCAUGGCCCGCGCCCUCGGCCACGGCCCCGAGGACAGCUACGCCGACAACAUCUACAAGCUGACGCCCUACCUGCGCGGCACCGUCGGCCUCCUCUUCUCCAACCGGUCUCCCACCCAGCUCCUGCCGUACCUCGAGUCCCUGGCCGGCGAGAAAGUAGACUUCGCGCGCGCCGGCGCUGUCGCCCCGAGGGAUUUCGUCAUCCCCCCGGGCACCGUAUAUGCCACCGGCGGUGAGGUCCCCGCAGAACACGACGUACCCCUGGGCCACACGCUCGAGCCCGAGCUGCGCCGUCUGGGUAUGCCCGUGCGUAUGGUCAAGGGCCGCGUCGUGCUGGAGGAAGGUCUUGAAGGAGUAGCUAAAGACGAAGGGUACGUCGUAUGUCGCCAGGGCGACGUGCUAGACUCGCGGCAGACGCGGCUGCUGAAGCUCUUCAGCGUGUGCCUGAGCGAGUUCAAGAUUAAGGUCGUUGCCUACUGGAGCGCGGCCACCUCCGAAGUCACGCCCGUGGACCCGGAGGCCAUGGACGGCGUUGAGGACGAGGGAAGCGACUAAAAAAUGGGAAUGCACACACACAUAUAUGUCUGUUGUUGUUUUUUGUUUUGUUUUUUUCCCUCCCUCUCUCGUAUAUAUUCUCGUAUUUGCAUUUACGGCGAUACCAUGGUUGUUGGCGUUUUCGGAAGAGGCAAAAAGAAGAAAAAGGGGCCGGAAAGGGUUUUCCAUCAAGUCAUUCAGGUUUUCACAAUUUCGCUAUUUUCAUAUGGGGCAUCAGCCAUUAGCAUGUUAAGGCUUAUUCGGGUCUAAAGGCAUCAUAUGAGUCGUGAAUAUCCAAAACGAUCGUGGGUUCAAAAACCAAAAAC
Molecule: messenger RNA, 1174 nt
Organism: Daldinia caldariorum
Lineage: Eukaryota; Fungi; Ascomycota; Sordariomycetes; Xylariales; Hypoxylaceae
Product: mRNA turnover protein 4
Exons: 2
Coding region: 102-869 (255 amino acids)
Biological process (GO): rRNA processing; ribosomal large subunit biogenesis; ribosomal large subunit assembly
Cellular component (GO): preribosome, large subunit precursor; nucleolus
Molecular function (GO): RNA binding
Source: RefSeq, a predicted model, not a curated record